GCGCGUGCGACUUUCUCCCGCGUGUGUUGUUUUGGUUCCGCACCGUUAUUGCAGCCGCCCACGCACAGCUCGCUCCGGCACGGGACGUCCUCCCUCAGGUAGUGCUCUCGGACCACCCGGACCACCUUGCGACCCUUGCUGCCCCUGACGUGGACGAUCCUCUGAGUCUUUGUCAACUUCAUGCUGUUGACGGAGAAGCGGGAAUUUGUAAACUUCCGGGAUGCCGCGUCACGUGACGUCAUCUGUGCGUCAAUAAAAGUGCGCAUCGGAAAUCAAGGCGAAAAUUAAAAAGAAAAACACAACACGGAUAAAAUAAUUAAAGUUGAGGUUAGUACAGUGUUUUAGAUGGUUUUGUUUGAAAUCAAGCGACGAUACGCGUCCAUACGCGUUUAGAUACUGAACGUUUAAUGGACAUCUUGAAAUUAAUUUGAGCGAACCUGUGCUGUAAAAGUGAGAUUAAAUGUAGUGACUGGCCACCGGUGAAUCCUUCGACAGAAGGCGAUCAGAACCAGCGCUAAAAUAGACGCAGCGUCGUUUGUCGAAUUUAGUUGAUACCUUUAAAAUCUCGACAUAUUACAGCAUUAUUAUUAUUAUUAUUAUUAUGGAAAACAUCAGAUACACGUGGCUGUGGUGCGGACGGACGCGUGUAUUUGGGUCACAGAGCUGUGCUGAUCGAACUGGUAAUUAAUAUAUUUAAUUAAUUACAAGAAAGAGAUCGAUCAGCCUAAAGAAUGUGGGUCAACCACCCACGUCCAGCAUGUCAUUCGGGGACGUGUUUGCUUUAGUGUGUCCACGUGAUUGUUCAUUUUGGGUGGAUUAUUUGCUUUAUAUGCUCUGUGUUUCAUAACCAGUGAAACAUCUAAAUAAGUCUCUCAUGGAUGAUUCACACCUUCACAUUCAAGAGCAGAGGAGACGUGAAGUUUCUGCUGAGUGACCUUCUCAUGCGUCUCCAUCACAGGUGCUGGUGGACGUUUCGCUCAAUGCUGUUUGUUUAAAUAGCACCUUCAAGCAUUCCCCACUCACUCCCCACCUCCCUUACCCCGGGCCAUGGUUGGAGUGGAAGGAAAAGGGGCAGAUAGGAGGGAUGGCAGGGAAGAGAAUAGAGGAGAGUAGGAUGAACAUCAGGGGCAGGAAAGGGGGGGGGGAGGUGAGGGAGGUAGGGGGCAGUCUUUGGGACUGUGGACUGAUCUGAAAGAAGGGAUGGUGAUCCAGCUGCUGGAGUCACAGAAGAAGAUCCAGCUGCUGGAGCCACAGACGAAGAUCCAGCUGCCGGAGUCACAGACAAAGAUCCAGUUGCUGGAGCCACAGAAGAAGAUCCAGCUGCUGGAGUCACAGACAAAGAUCCAGGUGCCGGAGUCACAGAAGAAGAUCCAGCUGCUGGAGCCACUAAAGGAGACAAGUCUGUUGCUGCAGAGAUCACGGAGACACCUGCUGGACUAACCACAGAAGAUCUAACUGCCACAGAAGAAGCAGAACCUGGCACAGUCAGAGAAGUCAAAGUUAUUUCAGAAGAUCUAGAAGCCGGGCCGACGGCGGCAGCAGCAGCAACAAACAGAGACGACCUACUUCCUGCUGCAGCCUCCACACAAAGACCAAAGCUGGUGCUGCCACCAUAGAGAAUGUAGGUGCCGUGGCUGCAUCAGUGCUCAGAGAAGAUCCACCUUCUGCUUUCACCUGGAGUGACUGAGCAGGAGUCACGAUGUGGUGCACUGGAAUCUCCGCCAGUUCCCUGCUCUGGCUUCACCUCGGGGUCCUCGGUGUCGUGUCACCCCUCAGUCUGGAUGACCCCAAUGUGUGUAGCCACUGGGAGAGCUACACGGUGACCGUCCAGGAAUCGUACUCGCACCCGUACGACCAGGUCUUUUACGAGUCCUGCUCCGACAUCCUCACCUGGUUCAAGUGCACCAGACACAGGACGAGCUACAAGACAGCGUACCGCCAGGGAGUCCGGACAAUGUACCGCAGACGCUCGCAGUGUUGCCCGGGAUUCCAUGAAAGUGGAGAGCUGUGUGUCCCUUUGUGUUCGGCCGAGUGUGUCCACGGUCGCUGCAUCGCUCCGGACACCUGCCAGUGUGAGCCCGGCUGGGGGGGCGGGGACUGCUCAGACGGGUGUGGGCCAGACUUGUGGGGACCUCAGUGCGUCAACCGUUGCCAGUGUCUCAAUGACGGCAAGUGUAACCCCAUCUCCGGGGCCUGCCUCUGCGCCGAGGGCUUCCACGGCUGGCGCUGCGAGGAGUCAUGUGACCCGGGCCAAUACGGCAAGAACUGCCUGCUCGACUGUCAGUGUCUCAACGGCGCCACCUGCCACCACCAGACGGGAGAGUGUCUGUGUGCUCCUGGCUACACAGGCGACUUCUGCCAGGAUGAAUGCCCAGAUGGUUCCUUUGGACCUCAGUGUGCCCUCGCGUGUGACUGUCCCAGCGGAAGCAAAUGCGACCACAUCGCCGGGACGUGUCUCUGCGACAAGGAGUGCCAGAAUCGGCAGUGUCCCGCCUCUCUGUACGGAGUCUCCUGCGACAAAAUCUGUCCCUGUCGACUCACCAGCACGCUCAGGUGCCAUCAGUUGACGGGGGCGUGCACCUGCGAGGCCGGGUGGGCGGGGCUUUACUGUAAUGAGACGUGUAUGAGAGGAUUCUACGGCGGCAAUUGCAAAAAGCAGUGCUCCUGUGCAAACGGCGCUGACUGUGACUUUGUCAGUGGACAGUGUUUGUGUCCACCUGGAUACGUGGGCGAAGACUGCUCCAGGGUCUGCGCUCCAGGGUUCUAUGGGAUCAACUGUUCACUGUCAUGCUCCUGUGUCAACCACACUUCCUGUUCCCACCUGGAUGGGACCUGCAUCUGCAAAGAAGGCUGGCGUGGUGUCGACUGCUCCCUUCCCUGCUCCGGAGGAUUCUGGGGUCGGGGCUGUAACCAGACUUGUCAGUGUGCCAACGGGGCGGCAUGUGACCCAGUUGACGGCAGCUGCCAGUGCUCUGCCGGUUGGACGGGUCUGAACUGUGACCUUCCGUGUCCGGUGGGCUCCUUUGGGCUGGACUGCAAAGAGUCAUGUGACUGCCUCCACGCGCCUGCCUGUGAGCCGACGACUGGAGUCUGUCACUGCCUCAAUGGCUGGACAGGUGUGCGGUGCGACAGCCAGUGCCCUCAGGGUCUCUGGGGUCCAAACUGUUCGUCCAGCUGCAACUGCUUGAACGGAGGGUCGUGUUCUCCGGAGGACGGAACCUGCGUGUGCGCUCCUGGCUACCGUGGCAACAACUGCAAGAGAAAGUGCGCCCCCGGGUUCUUCGGCCACCGCUGCGGUCAGGCGUGUCCUCAGUGUGAGCACAGCGACGGGCCGUGUCAUCACGUCACCGGACACUGCGAGUGUCUCGCCGGGUUCUCCGGCUUGCUGUGCAACCAGGUGUGCCCCAGUGGAAGGUUCGGACCCCAGUGCUCUCAGACCUGCUCCUGCAGCAACAAUGGCAGCUGUCAUCACAUCGAUGGAACCUGUCAGUGUGUCCCGGGCUGGAGGGGAGACGACUGCUCCAUUUCUUGUCCGCAGGGUUCAUGGGGUCCAGACUGCAUCCACACAUGCAAGUGUCAAAACGAAGCUCAGUGUCGCUCCACGGACGGCGAGUGUUCCUGCGGCCCUGGCUGGAUGGGACUCUACUGCUCACAACGAUGCUCGACCGGUUUCUACGGCAACCAGUGCUCUCAAGCCUGCACCUGCCAGAACAGCGCCGACUGUGACCACGUCAGCGGGCAGUGUCUCUGCCGGACCGGCUUCAUCGGCUCCAACUGUGAACUCCGCUGUCCUCCGGGGACCUUUGGAUUUGGGUGUCAGCAGUUGUGCGAGUGUUUGAACAACUCCACCUGCGACUUUGUGACGGGAACCUGCAACUGCAGAGAGGGAUACCAGGGGGUCCACUGUGACCGAGCGGUCCUGACGAUGGAGCAGCUGGUUCCGGUGCCAGCCUCAGACCGCCGGGCCUCCAGCGCUGCGCUCGCCGUCGUCCUCCUCCUGUCCAUCAUCUUUGCAGCUGUGGUUCUGGGCUUCUGGUUGUGGCAACGCCACCGAGACAAGGACCAUCACCUCCCCAGCGUUAGCUACACACCGGCCCUCAACAUCACGUCUGCCGGAGUGCAGUGCACCGGCCUGCUGUCUUCCACAGAGUCCUCCCCGAACAGCAGCAUCUCCAGCGGCCGCUGCUUCUCCAACCCGGCCUACCGCACCCUGUCAAGCCCCGCCUACCGCACCAUCUCCAGUCCCGCCUACCGCCGCCUCUCCAGCCCCACCUACCGCACCGUCGGACCCUGUGCUUAUGCCGCACAUUAUUCCAAAUCAGAGAAGAGGAGCAAGGCCAAGAUGAAGUCGACAAUGCGGCGGCACCGGAACAGUGCGCCAGAGUGGGGUGCCUACUGCAACCUCCGUGAUCUAGGCGUUUACUGCGUCGACCGGCGCUACAGUUGCCAAGCAGACCACCACUUCAGCCAGGAGCCUCUCAAGCGCCAAUACCACGAGGACGUCAAAGGUUGGAGGUCCAGCAGCGGCUCCGUCAGCACCGAGAACCCCUACGCCACCAUCAGUGACCCCCCUAACGGGCUGGUCCACCUCGGGAGGCCGCACGAGAGCAGCUACGUGGAGAUGACCACGCCCACUCGCCAUGACACAGCGAGCCACCGCGGCUCCCUGGUCUCUGGCCGCAGGUUCUACGACACGGAACCGACCAUCAGCCUGAUCCAGACCCCGGGAUUUCCCUGCUACCUUCAGCACACCUACGACCUGCCCAGGAACAGUCACAUCCUGAGCCACUACGACCUGCUGCCGCUCCGUCCCAACCCCCUCCACAGCCAGGGCCCCCCAGCCUCCAGCAGGCCGCCCAGUCCCGUCCUCUAAAGCCCCAGAGUUUUGGCUGGAUCUCCUUUCAUUCGUCUCUUACGCAGCUGUCCAGUCAAAUGGUCUCCUUCCAGGUCACUUGGUGCAAUGUAGUGCUGCGGCUCGGACUCGCGGCAGCAAUGGUGGAGAUGGUCUUCAGUUCAGUGACCUCAGGAUCUCCUCCCUGCUUGUCACAGGGGAUGUGGAGCAGCAGCUCCUUCCUUCAGUUCUCACAGCAGAUUGUGAAGCAGCCGGGAUGAAAAUAGGUCCUCCACAUCCUAGUUCUCAGUUGCACUGGGGUGGACUGUCUUGUCCACUUUGCUAGACCCUCCCCCCGGUGAAGGAGUUCAAGUAUCAUGGGCUCUUGUUCACGAGUGAAGGAAGGACCGAGCAUCGUGAGUAAAGAAAGAGCUGAGCCAGAAGACAAAGCUCUCCACUGAGCGGUGGGUUUCUGCACUCACCUCUGGUCAGACUGAAGUCUUCCAUGGGGAUAUGGCAAGGAGCCAAGUCAUCUGGGGAAGACUCAAAUUAGAAUCGCUCCACACAGAGAGGUCAGGUGAGGUGACUCCAUGGAGCAUGUCCAACUGGGAGGGAGCCCCGUGAAACCCAUCGCCCCAGGAAUGAGCCCAGUGGUGGGUUCAGGAGAGGCGGAAGUCUGGGCCUCUUUGCUCCCGCUGCUGCCUCUGCGACUUGAGUCUUGAGGAACGACUAAGUGCGUACAUAGAUAAAAGCUCCACAUCGGACAAACUGACGCCUCUUGACCAAAUCACUUUUUUACGUUGUCAUGAUGUAAAUAAAGUUUUGACGCAUUUUU
Molecule: messenger RNA, 5666 nt
Organism: Synchiropus splendidus (mandarinfish)
Lineage: Eukaryota; Metazoa; Chordata; Actinopteri; Syngnathiformes; Callionymidae
Product: multiple epidermal growth factor-like domains protein 10
Exons: 23
Coding region: 1700-4873 (1057 amino acids)
Molecular function (GO): protein binding; scavenger receptor activity
Source: RefSeq, a predicted model, not a curated record